AAGAGCUAUCCUCCCGCGAUAUUUUCUCUCUCAAACGACUUUAUCAGUUCAUCUUAAUCAAUCAAUCCAUCCAUCAAAAUCUCUGUUGAGUGUUGUGAAUCAAAUCAAAUCAUGGAAGCCCUAACGACCUCCUCCUCUUCUGCUACCUUCAUGUCCUCCUCUUCCCCCUUUUCGAUUUUCUCCCCAAGAAGAAAAGCCCUCUCCUUCAGACCCUUUCACCUCCCGCUCGCUUCCAAAGGAAACGAAAAUGGCUCCAAUCCUCCUCAGUCGGAUUCCAAAGAAACCAAGAAUCUUCCGGUUCUCAGUAAUCGCCACCUCUCCCUCUCCCCACUCUCCAAGGAUGCGGCAAUGGGAUUGGUGAUGGGUGCUGCGACAGGAAGAGGGUGGACUACAGGUUCUGGGAUGGAGGGGCCUCCUGCACCUGCUGGGAUUGAAUCGCAAUCAAGCACUGAGAAUGUCUCCACUUUUCCUUGGUCUCUCUUUACAAAGUCUCCUCGCCGUAGAAUGCUCGUGGCUUUCACUUGCAACAUUUGUGGGCAGCGGACAACUCGGGCAAUCAAUCCCCAUGCAUUCACUGAUGGCACUGUCUUUGUGCAGUGUUGUGGAUGCAAUGCCUUCCAUAAGCUCGUGGAUAAUUUGAACCUGUUUCAUGAGAUGAAGUGCUAUGUGAGCCCAGGCUUUGAUUACAAAGGUAAUGGAUGGGAUGCUGUUAACUUCAAAUACCUGGAAAUGGACGAUGGUGAUGAUGAAAUAUUUCCCUUCCAAUGAGGUGGAUGGACCACCUAUCGUGUAUGUAUAUUCUGCACUGAUGUAUCGGGAUAUUUAGCUUAGUUGUCUUGUAUAUGUCACUAUCUGGUUACAUCUUAAUAUUCAGCAUUGGAAUAUCUAGGGUUAUUUACAGCUUAGUAAGAGAUGUUUGAAUGGCAAAAAAGCUUAUUACAAAUAAAUCUUAUUUGGAGCUUAUGUAUAGUGAAUUAGUGAUGGUUCUAAUUUUCUGACAAUGCAAAUUUGGAAGCAUAUUCACAUA
Messenger RNA from Rosa rugosa (rugosa rose), 1027 nucleotides. RefSeq lists its product as uncharacterized. The transcript has 4 exons. The record is from RefSeq and is a predicted model, not a curated record. The coding region runs from base 112 to 768 and encodes 218 amino acids. Lineage: Eukaryota; Viridiplantae; Streptophyta; Magnoliopsida; Rosales; Rosaceae. Gene Ontology annotation, biological process: protein stabilization; protein folding; protein import into mitochondrial matrix. Gene Ontology annotation, molecular function: protein-folding chaperone binding; zinc ion binding. Gene Ontology annotation, cellular component: mitochondrion.